UGCCCUGCCGCGGCCGCCAGCGCCGAGCGCCCCCUCGCGAGGAGCAUGCAAUGCUCGCCGAGCCUGGUGAGGUCCCUCAGCUCCGUGCUGGUGUCCUUGGGGCUGCUGCACCUGUGGCUCAAUGUCCACACGCCCUGCCGCUACGGGAAGCACGAGGAGGAGGAGGAGGAGCCGCCGCCAGAGCCCCCGGACAACGGCGAGAAGAAGCCUCCGCCGAGGCGGCGCGCCCACCUGCCCGCUCGCUGCGCCUGGUUCCUGCAGGAGCUGCCCUCGUUCCUGGUGCCCGCGCUCCUGCUGGGGCUGCGCAACCCGCCUCGCUUCGCGCCCUUGGGCUGCCGGCUCCUGGGCGGCAUGUUCUGCGGCCACUACUUCCACAGGACAUUCAUUUACUCCUUCCUCCGAAGAGGCAGGCCUUUCCCAUUGGAGACGCUGUUUUUUGGUGUGCUGUUCUGCAUCUUUAAUGGCUUCCUUCAGGGUUACUACAUGAUUUACUGUGCUGAAUACCCGGAUGACUGGUGCAAUGACAUCAGAUUUACAUCAGGUCUCUUGUUGUUCUUGUUUGGCAUGGGAGUCAAUAUUCACAGUGACCUCAUUCUGCGCCAGCUAAGGAAACCUGGGGAGCUCACUUACAAAAUCCCACAAGGAGGACUGUUUGCAUAUGUAUCAGGAGCAAAUUUCUUUGGUGAGAUACUGGAAUGGUUUGGCUAUGCUAUAGCAACCUGGUGCCUGCCAGCUUUUGCCUUUGCCCUUUUCACACUCUGCUUCGUUGGGCCUCGUGCUUAUCACCAUCACAGGUACUAUCACAAGAGGUUCACUGGCUAUCCAAGAUCUAGAAAAGCCUUGAUUCCAUUCAUAUUCUAGAGGCCAAUUAUCAGGACUUUUUGAGCAGCGGGGUGUGUUUCGUGUGUUAUUUUACUGUAUAACUUUAAUUAUGAAGUUUAUUAUUAAUGUGUAAAAUGCUGGUGUGAGUUUCAAAGGGAAAGAAACUUGGAUAGUGUUAUGUUACCAGUUAUACAGAGUGUUGUUGCUGGAUGGAAACAAGUAAUCACACUUCUGUGAUUCAGCUUCACAGUUUUUGAUUUUUUAAAAAACAAAAAACCAAGUUUUGUCUUGAGCAGUGUUAGUG
Lacerta agilis (Sand lizard) is the source of this 1126-nucleotide messenger RNA. RefSeq names its product steroid 5 alpha-reductase 2 (gene SRD5A2). NCBI's taxonomy places the organism in Eukaryota, Metazoa, Chordata, Lepidosauria, Squamata, Lacertidae. Gene Ontology annotation, molecular function: 3-oxo-5-alpha-steroid 4-dehydrogenase activity. The transcript has 5 exons. Gene Ontology annotation, biological process: steroid biosynthetic process. Bases 46 to 861 code for a protein of 271 amino acids. The record is from RefSeq and is a predicted model, not a curated record. Gene Ontology annotation, cellular component: membrane.